CUGAUCUUGGCUCCUACACGGGAGAUUGCUGUGCAGAUUCACGCUGUAAUCACAACUAUUGGAAUAAAAAUGGAAGGCCUGGAAUGCCACGUCUUCAUUGGAGGGACCCCUCUGAACCAGGACAAAGUCAGGCUGAAGAAGUGCCACAUAGCCGUUGGCUCCCCAGGUCGAAUAAAACAGCUCAUAGAGCUGGACUACUUAAAUACAGCCAGUAUCCGGCUUUUCAUUCUUGACGAAGCGGACAAGCUUCUAGAAGAAGGCAGCUUUCAGGAGCAAAUCAAUUGGAUUUAUUCUUCGCUACCGGCCAAUAAACAGAUGCUUGCUGUUUCAGCUACUUAUCCUGAAUCAUUAGCUAAUGCUUUGACCAGGUACAUGAGAGAGCCAACAUUUGUGAGGUUGAACCCUACUGAUCCAAGUCUCAUUGGGCUGAAGCAGUAUUACAAAAUUGUGAAUUCCCAUCCACUUCCGCAUAAAACGUUUGAGGAGAAAACCCAGCACCUACAGGAGCUGUUCAGCAAGAUUCCAUUUAAUCAAGCCUUGGUCUUCUCAAAUUUGCAUAGCAGGGCUCAACAUCUAGCUGAAAUACUGACAUCCAGAGGCUUUCCUGCUGCGUGCAUUUCAGGCAGCAUGAAUCAAAGCCAACGACUUGAUGCUAUGGCUAAACUGAAGCAAUUCCAUUGUAGAGUUCUGAUUUCUACAGACCUGACAUCUCGCGGAAUCGAUGCCGAGAAGGUGAAUCUGGUUAUCAACCUGGAUGUACCUGUAGACUGGGAAACGUACAUGCAUCGUAUUGGCAGAGCUGGGCGCUUUGGAACUUUAGGCUUAUCUGUCACCUACUGCUGCCGUGGAGAGGAGGAAAACAUGAUGAUGAAAAUUGCACAGAAAUGUAAUCUUCAGCUUCUUCCUCUACCAGAGCCUGUAUCUCCUGGAAUGAUGGAUCAAUUUGAAGAUGGGGAGGUAGAAAUCAAACCUGUUACACAUACAGGUGCUUCAGUGAAUUCUGACACUGUGUGUCUUAGACCAGAGGAGCCAGCACUGCAGCCUGUCCAGAACAGUUUUGCAGAGGUACCCCAGCCUCUUCCUCAUCUUCCAGGUGACAAUACUGCUGUAGAAAGGCCAAAGAAGGCUCUGAGGCAAAAGCAGAUAAAGAAGUGUGCGAAUUCUGCAACUACAGAAAAAGGCAGCAGAAAGAGCCAAACUUCCAGCUGCCACGCAGAAGAGAGGAAUCACAUCAAAACUGUCUCCAGAACGGAUGGACAACGUAACACUCGGUCUCCAGAUGAGGAGGCCUUAAAAAAAAAUCUUCCCAGAAUUCCAUGCUUGUCUUCUUUCAAAAACCACCAAAACAAUCCCUGGAACUUCUCAGAGUUUGUUGAAGACUAUGAGUAUUUCAUUAAAGAAGGGUUGGAGAGAGAGGUUGAAAUUUUAAGAAGCUAUUCGGGGCCAGGAGAACAACGUGAGCUCCCCAGAAAUGGUGGGGUGGAGUGGAAAGAGGUGGGACGUGAUACGGAGGUGGUAGCAAAUGGUGUGGUGUCUGGUGACAGUGAUGGUUCGUACAGUUCCGGGGCUUCCUCCAAUAGUCGGGGAAAUAACUCAUGCUUUGAAGCAUUUUCAGAUACACAGGAGCAGAACGCUGUUCCCACGGUGCGUCAGGGUCGUGCAGGCUUCUGUCCUACGCCAGAGGAGCCUCAGGAGCUACCCCAAGUCCCAGAGAAAAAUCAAGUGAAAAAGAAAGUUGUGAAACAAACCGCUAAACAAAAGAAAAGCCGUAACCAUCAAUUCCCUAGUCCUUCCACUAGAGAAAUGGAUGAUGACUGCUCCUGCAGCUCUUGGGAUGAUGGUGUUCCAUAUGAGGCUUGGAGUUACAAAAACUACUGGAAAUCUUAUUAUCAGGCAUGGCAGAACUACUAUGCUGCGGUGUCUUACUAUAGGAAAAGUUACAGACAGUUCAACUGGAUGAAUGCCUACCACGUCAACUCAGUCUAUUUUCAGGAACUGCUGAAAAGUGGUGAUUGAUGCAAUGAUCCUGCUGUUAGGGCCGGGCCGGUUAGUGCCAGGAAUGGACAUUCCCUGUGAGAACAUAACUGCUGGCCUACAGGUACAUGACAAACAUAAAGGGACGUUGUUUAAGAUGGAAGAAAACUGUUGUCUUUUUUUGUAAGCGAGCUGUGUCUAGGUAAACGUUUUACAUGCAUUCCAGUGACGGUGUUACCACAAGUUGUUAAUAAAAGGAAAUGAAAGACAGCUGGAUGUUCAGUUGCAAUCUUUACAAUCCAAAGUAAACAAAGAUAAAAGGCAGCCACUUACACAU
This is a messenger RNA of Egretta garzetta (little egret), 2311 nucleotides long. RefSeq names its product DEAD-box helicase 20 (gene DDX20). Gene Ontology annotation, biological process: spliceosomal snRNP assembly. Gene Ontology annotation, cellular component: SMN complex. Lineage: Eukaryota; Metazoa; Chordata; Aves; Pelecaniformes; Ardeidae. The record is from RefSeq and is a predicted model, not a curated record. Gene Ontology annotation, molecular function: RNA helicase activity; RNA binding; ATP binding. Bases 70 to 2016 code for a protein of 648 amino acids. The transcript is spliced from 9 exons.